AUGGACGACACUGCUGCCACCGACACUGCGGCCACCCCAGGCCACAGCCUGUCCCAAUCUGUCUCGUUCAUCCCCGUCCCCGUGAAGCGCAGCUCGGUGCAAUCGGUACGCAGCUCAACUGGCCCUGGCUCGCCAGUGAUGCGAGGCCAUCGGCGACGCACCUCAGCCAUGAGCGCUCGCAGCCAUACAAGCGGAGACGAAGGGAGCAUACGCACUCCCCUCAGUGUGGCUUCUGGAUACAGCCACAGACGAAUGCAGGACAGCAUCUCGGACGUUGGCUCGCCGCUCGUCGAUAAUGGGGCAUUUGCCCAUUUCGACGUUGACGCGUACGGGGCCGCCGAAUUUGAUGACAUGGAACGAGUGCGCGCCAUGACCUUGUCGACAUUGAGCAAGCCGCAGCGACCUCGUGCUCUGCCCAACGCCCCUCGCCCCACGUCUCGCUCGUCUGGAUCGUUUGACGUUCGUCGACGAACUGGAACCUCUGUCUCGUCGCCCGUCACGCCAAUGUCUGCUGUUCCGCUGUCACUGCAAGAAACACCGUUGUCCCGCGCAGACAAGCGGAUGAGCCUUUCGCGUAUCCCUCGUUCAACUGUGACGCAUGCCGUGUCUCAGUACAACUAUGCCAUCACACGAGCGGGCGGCGUCUCGCCGACGUUGUCUGAAGAGUACCUCGAAACAUUAACGACCAACACCCCAUCACGUCCCGACGGCGAAACCCCCCGCUCGCCCAACAGCCGCCGUCGCGCACCCACUACAUCCAGGCCACAUCCUACGUCCCCCACGACCGGCCGCCUGUCUCUCGGCGCGUCUGGGAAGAGCUCAAAGAUGAUUGACGCGCUCCAGACCGAGCUAGAACAAACAAAGGCACACCUCGACAGGGCGAAAGCCGAGGUCCGGGCCUGCCACCACGAGAUAGGCACCCUCACUAGCCGGACCGAGGACUUGCGUGAGACCCGGGAUCGCAUGCGAACAGAGGCCGAUGCGCUCAACAAUGUCAUCAACCGCAAGGAACGCAUGGUCACGGAUGUCCUUGCGCGUGCUCGCACUGCGGAGGCUACCGUCCAGCAGUACACCACUGAGCGGCAAGAGUUUGAGCAACGCUCCAAAGAGGUCGAGGCCGAGGCGCGCGAAAGGGUCGAAAAGGAGUUUAUGGCCCGCGUCAAGGCAGAGGCAGAGGCAGAAGCUCUCCGUGACAGCGUACGCUCCCUCCGUGCAGUUUGGCAGCGUGAGGUCGAGGCAUACCGCAACGAGGUCAGCCGCAUGGCCGAUCAGAUGCGUGCGGAGCGUGAGACGGCGGGCGUCAAGCGCGACGAGGUGAUGGCUUUGGUCAACAAGCAAACGGACGAGCACAAGCAUGUUGUCACCCUCGUGGACGAGGUCAAUGCCAAGCACGCGGCUGCGUCGUCGCGGUUCGAGGCCGAGGUGCGCGACAUGCGUGCCCAGGUGGACGCCCACGCCCAAGACGCCGACAACUCGCGCCGCAUUGCUCGUGCUCUUGCACUCGAGCUUAUAAAACUCCGUCGCGCCGCUGAGCAGUACGACCGCCCAGACCUGCACGCCGUCGUCCAACAGAUUGCUGCCAUGGGUACCGACCUCGACGAUAUCGGUGCUGGCAUCGACGUUGCCAACGAGUCCACCGAGGUUGACGAGGGUCUGGUCUUGAGCACUGGCACGAGCAACCGCUCUGCUGCCGCUGCCUAA
Messenger RNA from Apiotrichum porosum, 1701 nucleotides. RefSeq lists its product as uncharacterized. NCBI's taxonomy places the organism in Eukaryota, Fungi, Basidiomycota, Tremellomycetes, Trichosporonales, Trichosporonaceae. The transcript is spliced from 8 exons. The record is from RefSeq and is a predicted model, not a curated record. Bases 1 to 1701 code for a protein of 566 amino acids.